GGCGCGCUCACGAGUGUACCUGCGCGGGUAUCAGCGCCACAAGCGCCUCCGCGCUCUCUUUGUAUUCCGGGGUUCCGCGGCGGGUGUGUUCCCUAGUGUUGGUUUCUUCUCUGUGUGAGUGUAAGUGUGGCCCGAUUAGGGAGAGGGUGGCUGCGCUGGGCAGGACGUGAAGUUAACUCGCCACAGACCUGCAUGUCUUCAGCAGUACUUCUCGAGGUCUUCACCUCUACACUUCACAAUAUCACUCUGUAAAAAUGUGUCCAGUACUCGCACGAACGGAUUAUAAUUUAGUUCAGUUUAUAAUUCAUGUGUAGUGGAUAGUGUUUUAUAUUUAUAAUCAAGUGGAAUUUGUUUUACGAAAAAGAAAAAACGAAAAAUUGUGUUUUGUGCCAUUGGAUUACUAUUAUUAAAUUGCCAUUUAAUUUAACGGAUUAACGGAUUAAAGGAUUAAAAAUCAACAAAUUAAACAAAUUCAGAAUGCACACACCAGAGGGCACCCUAGAAAGAGGUCACCAUGCGCCCUCUGCAGCAUCCAAUGGCGGACAGAACAUAACCAGCAUGCCCGUUGUCCCCGUUCUGCCUCCUAAUGCUCUCAACCUGCCGCCUUUCACCGCCCCAACAAAAGAUUCGCCCGGCGACGUGGUCAUUGACUGCGAACAUGUGCUCUCCGAUCCAGAAAAAUUCACAAACAGCAUGCUGUGUAUCCAAGACGAAUUGGGUCAGUUGAAUAUCCACCAGGGCAGCAAUGAUCCUGGCGUCGUGGUGCAAGCGGCCGAGUCGAACAAGUCCUCACCGGACACGCCACACAUCCUUAAACCAACAUGGAUGGAUGGUUUUCUUGGUUGCCUACGGCCGGUUUUCUCUAUUAUUGGUAAAGCGGGAGCCAAUGAAAUACGUGACAAUCAAGAUGAUUGGGAAAUUCCUUUUGAACAAAUAACGAAUCUGGAUUUGGUCGGCUGCGGUGGACAGGGUAUUGUUUUCUACGGCAAGUACAAAAACGAAGAUGUGGCCGUGAAGAAGGUGCAGGAACUGAAGGAGACCGACAUUCGCAAUCUGCGAAAACUGAAUCAUCCGAAUAUUGUGAAGUUUAAAGGUGUUUGCACUCAGCCGCCAUGUUAUUGCAUUGUGAUGGAAUUUUGCGCGGACGGUACCCUGUACGACGUGCUUAAGAAACAGGACAAUAGUGUUACGCCCACUAAGGUCGUAUCCUGGUCCAAACAGAUCGCCAGUGGCAUGCAUUAUUUACAUUCGCACAAGAUAAUUCAUCGGGAUUUGAAGAGUCCAAAUGUUUUAAUAGGCCAACACAACGUAGUGAAAAUCAGUGACUUUGGCACUUCUCGUACCUGGAAUGGCAUGGUCAGUACCAAAAUGUCCUUUGCCGGGACAGUGGCCUGGAUGUCCCCUGAAGCCAUCCAAGAGUCAGCUUGUUCCGAAAAAGUCGACAUUUGGUCAUUCGGCGUGGUGUUAUGGGAGUUAUUGACCUGCGAGAUUCCCUAUAAGGAUAUGGAACAAAGCGCCAUUAUGUACAUGGUCGGUUGUGGUAAACUGCAUCCCCCAAUUCCCAAAACCUGCCCGGAAGGCUUCAAAUUAAUCAUGCAAAUGUGUUGGAAAUUCAAUCCAAAAGACCGUCCCUCUUUUAAAUUGAUCUGCAACCAUCUUGAGAUUGCUGGUGUUGAAUACAUGAGCGCCUACGAGGAACAAAGCUUCUUCGAACGCCAAGAGAAGUGGAAGACUGAGAUUGCCUCGCAGAUCACACAGUUUAAAACACAAUUGAAGAAGCGAAAGAUGAAAUUUGAGUUGCAAGAGGAGCAAUUGAUCGAAAAACGCGAGAAUGAACUCAAACACAUUCGAGAUAUAAAGAUUUUAUACGAUAGGAAACUUGAAAGGGUUAAUCAGUUGUACUAUGAGUUGUCUGUAGUGUUAUUGCAACUGGAUCAGCAGAAACAAGAAGGAAGAAAGCGUGAAAUGCAAGGAAAACGGAAGUUAAUUCAACCGUUUAUGAAAAAAUUGGAAAAAAGAAGGACGAGUCAGAAUAGCACCACGCCGACGAGUCCCGAAUGUAGUUUGACGAGUCCUGAAAGUCCCAAAAUUAUGGCUGCUAAACCAUUAUACACUCAACUAAACGCAACCAACCAACCCGAAUCUACGACACUGCUGCACUCUCAAGGUUCCAAAACCCGCAAACGCCAUCACAGGACGAAUUCAGGAUCACCCAGGAAUUCGCGUACAAGUAGCAAUCGUACUUCGAUUCUAGUAGACACCGAAACGCAGACUGAUUAUAUGGAUAUUAGCGAACCUGAUUUGAGCCCGAAUUGUAUAAAACCUAAACCAUCAGCGACGCCACAACGUGUCAUUCUGAAAGAGUUCCCGGAUGCUGACCUCGAAGGCAAUAAUGGCAACUGUGUGCAACUACAUUACUUGUCACAGUCUAUGCAACCAGAAGUCGAAUUAUACACAUUACAACGUCUUGGUCAUCGAAGUACAACCCCCGAUGAUCGCUUAGAUGAAUCUGACAAUGUGAACAGUAAUUCCCAGACGCGUGACUACAGCGAUGAAGAUACACUGGAGACAAUCGGCCGGAAGGUGUCUGAGGUUUCCGAGAUUAUCAGCGCGAACAAUGGCAACAUGUUCACGGAUCGCCUAGCGGAAAACGGAAACGUCUCCGAGGAUAUUGAAGAAGUUCUUCGAAAGCGGCGAUGUUCGGAUACAAGGCAUACAACGUUGGAUAGCGGUGAAGAAGACGUGGCGAAUGACAGCUGCACGGACGAGGAGGGGGAAAUUGGCCGGAAGUACUCAUUACGAAGAAUAGGUAAGCUUGGAUUAAUUGAUAAAGAAAUAGCUUCAUUAAAAAGUUUUGCCCGUCGUCCGAUCUACCCAGGCCGAAGAUCUUCACGUUACAAGAUGUAUCAACGUGAUGUAGUAGCUUCGGAUGAAGGAAACACCUCGGAGUACUCAAAUCCGCCAUCCAGUAAGAGUUCCACGUUGGAAUCCAACGCUGGAAGGACAAGUGUGGCCGCCGGAAGCACCUCCAUUAAACGUACACAAUCCGACGCGCUUUCCGACAGUGAAUCCGACGAUUUUGAUCUGAGAAUGCAGAAUUAACGAAAAAAAAUAAUGACAAACUAAGUAAUCAUUCAAAGAUAACUACUAAACUGAGUGUAUAUAGCUAGGAAUUUAGUGUUAAUCGAUAUUUUUUAAUGCUUUAACUGAUAAUUACGUGGCGUCCAUUUUUACAUCUUAUUUAUAUUUAUCCGACUUCAUUCCGCGUAUUAUUUAAAUUAAGUUUUAAGAAUUAAUAUACAGAGGCAUUCACGAUCAAAAGCGAUACGGAUCCACAAAGCAAUAAACAAUGACUGCGUUUGAAUAUUUAAACAGUUUCUCAUCCGGUUUCUCUCAAAUUGUUGCGUCUUUAUUUGUUUAAUGUAAAGAUAAACGUUUUUGGCGACAGAUUAACGCCGCCGAUUAAUGAAUGUUAGUGGCAGCUCGCUUUUUCUCGCCAACAGUUCAUGGAGAUGUGAUAAUAAGUCUAAGAUUAUUAUUUUUAUAGUGCCUUUAAUUUUUAAUACUCAGUUGAUCGGUCAUUUCACUGAACUGUUGGCGUUCUCCGCGUUUUUUCUCAACUUUGAGAAUCGCUACUUAAUUCGAACAUACGAUUUGUGCACGUGACGUGUGUGGUGCAAAGAAUGUUUUGCAUUUUUGUGAGGAUGAGGAGGAAAGAUACUUAAAACAUGUUUGAACGUAAAGUAUUUUGUCUUUUGUAAAUUGUUUAUGUACUUUAUUGUAAAGACGAGUGGAAUGAAGAGACUAAAAUUGGUAACAGCAUAGAUGUUAUGCAAUAAUUAAUAAAACAUCAUAGUACAAUUUAA
This is a messenger RNA of Dalotia coriaria, 3866 nucleotides long. It is a transcript of the gene wnd, whose product is annotated as Mitogen-activated protein kinase kinase kinase 13 wallenda. The coding region runs from base 478 to 3102 and encodes 874 amino acids. Gene Ontology annotation, molecular function: MAP kinase kinase kinase activity; ATP binding. Gene Ontology annotation, biological process: protein autophosphorylation; signal transduction. The record is from RefSeq and is a predicted model, not a curated record. NCBI's taxonomy places the organism in Eukaryota, Metazoa, Arthropoda, Insecta, Coleoptera, Staphylinidae. The transcript is spliced from 9 exons. Gene Ontology annotation, cellular component: cytoplasm.